Cynoglossus semilaevis (tongue sole) is the source of this 3277-nucleotide messenger RNA. It is a transcript of the gene klhl3, whose product is annotated as kelch-like family member 3. Lineage: Eukaryota; Metazoa; Chordata; Actinopteri; Pleuronectiformes; Cynoglossidae. The record is from RefSeq and is a predicted model, not a curated record. The transcript has 15 exons. The coding region runs from base 59 to 1903 and encodes 614 amino acids. Gene Ontology annotation, molecular function: protein binding.
UUAGAUUUUACAGAGUGACUCAUCUCUACCAACAGAGGAUCUUGGUGCGGCAGCGCUCAUGCCCGCUGCGUUUGUGUGUAUCUGCGGGCGGAGGAUGGACGGUGUGUCUUUGGGACACUGCCUCUCAUGUCUUACCAGUCUGGUGGCCUCACCAGCCUCACCACAUCGAAACUGCACCACGGAGUCAGAGGAGGACAUGGUGAAUGGAGGAAUGCUUACCUUCAACCAGACACACAUGAGGAAAGCAUUCCAGCUCAUGAACGACCUCAGGAGUAAACAGCUGCUGUGUGACGUCCAGCUGAUUGCUGGCAGAGUCCAAGUGCCAGCACACAGGGUGGUCCUGGCCUCCUGUAGCCCCUACUUCUGUGCCAUGUUCACAGGGGAUAUGAGUGAGAGCAAGGCCCAGCAGGUUGAGAUCAGAGAGGUCGACGGCCUGACCCUGAGAAAACUAGUGGACUACAUCUACACCGCUGAAAUUGAGGUUACUGAAGACAACGUACAGGUCCUGUUGCCAGCAGCCAGCCUCCUCCAGCUGAUGGAUGUUCGUCAGGUCUGCUGCGAGUUCCUGCAGUCUCAGCUUCAUCCCUCAAACUGUCUGGGCAUCAGAGCCUUUGCAGACCUUCACACGUGCACACAGCUCCUCGGUCAGGCCCACGCCUACGCUGAGCAGCAUUUCACUGAGGUGGUGCAGGGGGAGGAGUUUCUCAGUCUGAGUCUGCAGCAGGUGUGCAGCCUCAUCUCCAGUGACAAACUCACCGUCUCCACAGAGGAAAAGGUAUUUGAAGCUAUGAUUUCGUGGAUAAAGCACGACAAACCAACACGUCUGGAGUACAUGCCUAAACUGAUGGAGCAUGUCAGAUUACCACUGUUGUCCAGGGAUUAUCUGGUGCAGAUCGUGGAAGAAGAGGCUCUGAUAAAAAACAACAACACCUGCAAAGAUUUUCUCAUUGAGGCAAUGAAGUAUCACCUGCUGCCAGCGGACCAGAGGCACCUCAUCAAGACGGACCGCACUAGACCUAGGACUCCGGUCAGCAUCCCCAAGGUGAUGAUCGUAGUGGGCGGUCAGGCCCCGAAGGCCAUUCGUAGUGUGGAGUGUUACGACUUCCAGGAAGAUCGCUGGUACCAGGUGGCAGACCUUCCCUCAAGACGCUGCCGGGCAGGUGUUGUGUCCAUGGCCAGUCGCGUGUACGCAGUCGGAGGCUUCAACAGUUCACUGCGGGAGCGGACGGUGGAUGUAUACGACGGUGCUAGUGACCAGUGGAGUGCCGUGGCCAGCAUGCAGGAGAGACGCAGCACAUUGGGAGCUGCUGUGUUAGGGGAUUUACUGUACGCUGUGGGGGGCUUUAAUGGAAGCAUAGGUUUGUCCACAGUUGAAGCCUACAACUAUAAAACCAAUGAGUGGCUGUAUGUGGCCUCCAUGAACACCCGACGUAGCAGUGUGGGUGUGGGUGUAGUUGAUGGUAAGUUGUAUGCAGUUGGAGGCUACGAUGGAUCCUCUCGUCAGUGUCUGAGUACAGUGGAAGAAUAUGACCCUGUCACUGACCAGUGGUGCUAUGUAGCUGACAUGAGCACAAGACGCAGUGGAGCAGGUGUAGGUGUGUUGGGUGGUCAGCUGUAUGCAGCAGGAGGUCACGAUGGUCCUCUGGUCAGGAAGAGUGUCGAAGUUUAUGAUCCACAGACCCACUCCUGGAGGCUGGUCUGUGACAUGAACAUGUGCAGGAGGAAUGCAGGUGACUGCUGCAUUAAUGGACUGCUGUAUGUUAUUGGAGGAGACGACGGCUCCUGUAACCUGUCGUCUGUAGAGUUUUAUAAUCCCGCCACGGACAAGUGGAGUCUGAUUCCUACAAACAUGAGCAACGGAAGAAGCUACGCAGGUGUUGCAGUGAUUGACAAACCGUUAUGACAACAGGCGUCCGGUCACUUUCACAAAGUGACUCACGAUGUUGCCUGAGAAGAAACUCUUGUGACAAACUCACAGGUGGACCUGGACGAAGAUCAGGACAGUCAACCCGUGGACUGGAAUCUUCUGUCAGGAUAAAAACUCUUCUGUUGCACUGGAUUCUAGAAGCAAUAGCCACAAGGAAGAAGAGUGAGAUUGGACUGAGUUUUCUUUUUCACAUGCCAAGCACAAAAACAGCUGUAUCAGCUGGAGUAAAGACCCAAAACAGGUGAGGACUUUAUUUUACUGUAGGGUGAAGGACCUAACAUGGUUUCUGUUGCCACAGCGACCAUACUUAAGAAAGACAAACGCACACUGGGCUCACACAGGGUUGAAUGAGUUUUAUUUAAAUCUUAGCACAACAUGAAGCCACAUCCUAGAAACAGGAGACUUGUUACUGUCCGUGCAGUUCAAGGACAGGGAUCAUGGCCACAGUUGUCUCAGAGCAUGAGUCUGAGAAAAUGAAGUGAGGUGAUUCUUUGUCUGUGCCGACUGUCAGCAGCUGCAUGACCAUUUAGAGCUUGUUACAUUUCAGUUCAAACUCAUAUUUAAUGUUUUUCAGAUUGUCUUCAGAGGGAUUCAGAACCUCAGACCAACAGAGCAGGUUUUUACAGGUCAGAAAUAAUCAGAAUUAGCAAAAGUAUCAUUGGGUUGAUAAACAAAUAAUUCAUACAAAUAAUAUCCAUACUGUAAAUGAUAUGGUCCAUUAAAAAAAAUAUUUUCUUUUUUUGUGCUUCAAAAACUUUAAAACUUUUGACCCUUGACCCUGUUUGAAAGCACUCUUAUUGUACACUCCAAUUCGUGGUGCGCUGCCUACAUUGUGCUCGGGAGAGACGGACCCCAUAACUGACCAGAGGUGUGAAUGUUGUUAGCCAAACCAAGUGCAGGGCAUUGGAUGCACAGUGCACCGAUAAUGUGCAGCUGCGUGUGAACCACCUUACCUGACCCACGGGGCAGUGGGCUUCAUUUUGUGACUGCCACGAAUUAAGACACCGCCCUAAUGAGGACACUACUGAUGCACUCAACACUUGCACUGACCAAUAGUGACCGGCUGGCCGGGCUGGAAGUCUGCUGGUCUCUCUGACUGAACUGGAUCGAUGCUGUGCCGACGUCACAUUUACUCAGAUUUUAACACUUUGAAAAAAGCCUAGUGCCAGGAUCACAUUUGUGUGUUUUUUAUAUGACAUGCAUACAAAGUGACGUGAUCUAAUAUUUCUGCUCAUGUCAAGUGUCAAAAUGCACUGUAUAAAAUUCAGCUGUAUAUUGUAUAAGAUGCAGGUUAAAGACUUUUUUAUUUAUUGUUUUGGUCCAGUUUAUUCUAUAAAAUGUAUUCCUUGU